Trifolium pratense (red clover) is the source of this 1229-nucleotide messenger RNA. Its product is annotated as probable E3 ubiquitin-protein ligase RHB1A. The transcript is spliced from 5 exons. Gene Ontology annotation, molecular function: ubiquitin-protein transferase activity. The record is from RefSeq and is a predicted model, not a curated record. Lineage: Eukaryota; Viridiplantae; Streptophyta; Magnoliopsida; Fabales; Fabaceae. Bases 260 to 808 code for a protein of 182 amino acids.
UUUAUAAUAAUAAUAAUAAUAAUAAUAUAAAGAAAGAAAGAUACAAAGUCAUAGCCAUAACCAUAGCCACCUUCAAGCAACCAAAUUCCACAACAAACCAACAAUUUCCCACCUUUCUCUUCAUCUCUUCUAUUGCUUCCAUAAAGGCCUGUGAUAGAAGAAUGGACAAAUAAAACCUGGUGGCCUUUGAUCUGAUCCCCUUUCUUAUGUAAAUUAAUCGUCAGAGUUUUGAUUAAGUAACAAAAAGAACUGGUAGAAAAUGGGAGGUUGCUGUUGUUCCGCCAGAAAACAUCAUUUGCAAGGAACACCAGUGUAUUACUAUUGCCCACCAACUUUUGAAGAGCGCGAGUCUUUAACCUCUAAUGACGGUACCGCUGCUGGAUAUCUGGUUGGGUUGAACCUAGAAGCAUCCAUACCUGAUACUUUCCGCUCACCUCCUGUUCCACUUCCUUACGACAUUGUCUUCGGAGGUUCUGCGUCAACUGAUUCUGAGUCUGGCAGAGAAACAGUUAGUGUUAGUAGUUUUGAAACUUCAAUUACACACGAUGAUAUUGAAGAAUCGGAUUGUAAAGCUCAAACCAAAUGUGCACCUAUAUCUCCAAGGAAGGUAGAACUAUCAAAAUCAAAUGGAACUGAAGUUUUGGUAACCGAAGAAGAGGAUGUCUGCCCAAUUUGUCUUGAAGAAUAUGAUGACGAGAAUCCUAAAAAUCUGACAAAAUGUGAACAUCAUUUUCAUCUAUCUUGCAUUCUUGAGUGGAUGGAAAGAAGUGACUCCUGUCCUAUAUGUGACCAGGAGAUGAUAUUUUGACCAGAAAAUGAAUUAGUUUGAUUGUUUUGAAAUCAAAGUUUGGUAGAUAUAUGGAAGAUAGAUGGUGUUCAAUGUCUGAUUACUGCUUAGAUGAUGGUAGCUGCAGAUUCAUAUUCAAUUCGUGAUACAUCGACAAAUCAUUAUUUUAGUAAGGUUCAAUUAUUGGUAUAUCUCUGAGAAGAAGAAUGAAAAUUUGAAAGAAUGUUAUACCAUAUAGCUUAUUCUCUAGAUGCCACAAUUCAUGCUCAGAGAUGGCCUUUUACCCUUUUCCUUGUUUUGAUUUUCUGCUUUUCAUUUUUUUUCCCAAAAGUUUAUCAAUAAUUUUUUUUUGUUUGGGGGUGGAAAUGGGAGUGGUGGGAGUAUACUGUACUUGUAAAUACUAUAAUGCUUUAUGCUUUAUAUAUCUUAGACAUUUCAAGAA